CUCGGUAUAGCAUAAGAGAGAGGGAGAGAGAGGAAAAAGGGGAGGAGAGACAGAUAGAGAAUGAGAGACAGUUAAAGAGAGGAAGGGAGACACAUUUAGGAAACUGAGGAGAAGAGGGCAUUUGUUUUUUGGCCAGUUACAGAAAACUCUCCAGACUUAUUUGUCUUGUGCAGGUCCAUACAGUAGAUAUAUUGCAUGUCUAUCUAUCUCUCUGUGUCUGAGCAGAGGUGGAAGUGUCGGCGACAGAGAGAGGGAGUUGCCUGUUUGAAGAGGUCAGGCAGGCAGGGGAAAGCCGGUGGAUAUUUUUUAAGAGGCCGCUUAUCUGAAACUGACAACAGGAUGAGAGGGUGAGUGAGAGGGGAAAGCCCAGCAGUACAGGGGGAGAACCAUGGAGAGUAUAGCAUCCUCAUCCACAGCCCACUCACAGAGGAGACACAGACACAGGCUAACCUAAGAGAGACAAACAGAGAUAGAGAGAGAAAGAGAAAGAGGAGAAGGAAAGAGACAGGAAGAGAGGUAAAGAGUUUACUUUGUCCAUUCUGUCCAACGGAGAGGGAGCGAGAGACGACGGUUCGUAACACUGGAGCUCAAGGAUAAACCAUGGACUCUGCACACCUCCUACCACGCCUGGACAUGUCUCUUUCCAUUCAUCAAAUGGGAGAUGCACUGUCUGGAUGCUGGACCUAUUCUGGAGAGGAUGAACAUGCGCAGAUCCACCAUGUUCCCUGCUAAACUCUUGGUCCUGAUGGUCCUACUGCUACCUCAAGCUUCGUCUGGUCGCCAGGGCUUUGCCACCGAGCCCGAUGGCAGUGUGCCGUCGUUGUCACCGUUAUCACCCACCCCCCUGGAGCCCAGCCUGGCCCAGACAAUCCAGAACCUGUUGCUGAGCCGCCUGGGCCUGCAGUCCCACCCCAACCCCCGGCCAGGUGCGCCCAUCCCCCAGUACAUACUGGACCUCUAUCGCUUCCACUCCCAGCAGUACCACCUAGUCCAGGAUCCACACUUCAGCUACCCCAGCCAGCAUGUCCAGGAGGCCAACACCGUACGCAGCUUCCACCACACAGAGUCUACCAGCCCCAAACUCCCCCUUGAAAAGAGGCUGACCACCGUGAGCAACAACAAGGUCCCCAUCUCCUUCAACGUGUCCUCCAUCCCCCAGGAUGAGUGUGUGGUUUCUGCCGAGCUGCGUUUCUUCCGAGGUGGUGGGGCUAGCCUAGGCCCCGGCGCCCACAAGGUCAGCCUGUUCCUCGAUGGAGGCACUGGGGACUCUGAGUCUGAGCCCACUCUGCUGGAGUCACGGCUCCUCACAGGGGCCCCCAGCACUAAGCCAGCUGGCUCCUGGGAGGCCUUCAGCCUCAGCACUGAACUCUUCGUAGGGGCCCACGCUCAGACCGGCAGCCUGGCCUUCCUCCUUGAGGUGACCCCUCUGGGUAACACCACCCUCCUCACCCCCCCUGACCAUGAUGCUCUACCACUCUCCACUGGGGAGGAAGGGCGCAGAGAGGGACACCUGAGGGUGCGCAGGUCUCUGGGACAGGACGAGCACAGCUGGGCACGGGAGAGACCCCUGCUGGUUACUUACAGCCAUGACGGGCACGGGGAGCCACUAGCCGCCCAUGGCCGGAGAACCUCUGACACCGCCCAGAGGAUGAGGGGGAGGAAGCGGGCCAGAGAAAGGGGCAGGAGCAACAGCAGGGACCGGGAAAGGGACAGAGACAAGGACAGGGACUGGAGCGCCAGCCCUGGCUGGGGCGGCAGCUGGAACGAGGGUGGAAGGGUGAAGCGCAAUGGUGGCCGGGCAGCGAAACUGAAUCGUCUGUCCCGCGCCCGCUGCCGCCGCCACCCGCUCUACGUGGACUUCAAAGACGUGGGCUGGAACAAGUGGAUCGUGGCGCCUAGUGGCUACGACGCCUUCUUCUGCCUGGGGGAGUGCCGCUUCCCACUCACCCACCACAUGAACUCAUCCAGCCACGCCAUGGUGCAGACGCUGGUGAACUCGGUGAACGGAGCUGUGCCGCGGGUCUGCUGCGUACCCACCGCUCUCAGCCCCAUCGCCAUGCUCUACCUGGACCCGCAGGACCGCGUGGUGCUCAAAAACUACCAGGACAUGGUGGUGGAGGGCUGUGGAUGCCGGUAACGGAAAACAAAAGAGAGGGAGGGAGGAGAGCAAGGGAAGGAGAGAUUGAUUAGCUAGGGAAAGAGGACAAGGACAGAACCCAGACCAGCAGGACCAUGUGAGGCAAGAAUACCUGGACCUUCUGGUGGAGGGAUGAAAAUUCUAGUAGCAGGGGGGGGGGACAGAUUGAUGAGGGAGGAAGGGAAGAGACAGGAAUGUAGAACCCAAUCCAGCAGGACCAAGUAGUUUCUAAGAAGUAUAGGUGUUGGAGGGCCACAGCUGUCAGUAGUGGAAAUAAAGAGAGGAUAGGGAGAGAGAGAGAGGAAAACCAGAGACAGAGGAGCCCCCUUAGAACACAGUGCAGUGCUUCAGAACUACCACAUAGUGAGAGAGAAGAGACGGAGAGAAACACGAAGCAGUCUUCCACAUCCCAGUAGGGGUAGAGGAUGCUGCUGACAGACGAGAGAAACGACAGCCAGGAGUAGAGGAGAGAAUCCUCCCAUUAGCCCCACCUCUUCUCCUUCUAUAGAACUCCUGGGCUUGUUCAAUGCUCACUCGCCAGCCGUGUCUGUAAUGUGUCUGUGUCUCUCUGUGCUCAGUGUGUCGCUCACAUCCUCAUUGCAACAUCAAUCUGUAAAAGAGAUGCACUCGACCAGUGGAGUGGAAGACCAAGGGGACUGGCAAGAGAUGAAGAUAUCAGUGCCAGAGUAUACUAUCUAUACGGUGGACAUGUUAUCAAGAGUAACCUAUAGUACAGAGAAAGCUGUCAUGUGGCCCAUAUGAGGAGGAUGAAACAUAUAACCUUUGCAUCAGUAACACCAUCCUUAAACUAACUCAUCUAACAUAUCUGGGCCAAUGGACAGCUACUGAUCUCUCAUCAAGAGAGACAUUGACAGACACUCCUCAUAGACUGAAUGGAUGUGGACUUCUCAGAUAGACACACAGACAGACAAAUUGUCCGCGCCAAGCAUUCCGUCAUGAGAUAUUUAAAACCACAACAAUAAUACGGAGGAAUUAUUAUGCUAUUGUUUAAAUGUACUACUAUCAUUAUUAUUUAAAAGAUACAUUUUUUGUACAUUUCCUUUGCAGAGAUUAAGAAGAAAAUUCUGAAAACUUGUCAUCAAAGUAAUUCCAUUAAAUCUAACUUAAAAGUCACAUUAGGUAUUUAAAUAGCAACCACAUACUGUGUAUUUAACCUUGAAAAUAUUUAAGAUAUCUGCUCUACAAAGCCACAUUUACAGUACCGUAAUACGUCUAAAACUGGAGCCUGCAGUCCUUAUAGUAGCUUUGGUACAGCAAGUUAUGGUGGCUUUUGGUGUACUACACAUAAUGGAGCAGUCAUAAGCUCAAGAAAUACCACAUAUCAAGGCUCUGUGUAUUGCAAUCUACUGAAUCGUGUAACAACAACACAAUGUCAUCAUCACCACAGAUGUCUUUUCUAGCAGAGUGCAUGUUUAAAAAAUUUAAAAUAAAUAAAAGAACGGCUAACGUUAAAGCAGUUGAUUUCCAGUGCCUUUUCGGGGCUUUGCAGGUGUUUUUGAGUAUUUUGAGCAUCUUUUCCAGUCAUUUGCUUUUCCCUCUAUUUAAAUGGAAGCGUUUAAACAACGGUCUGUAAAAUGUUUGACAUUGUCUGAAGACGUGGUGAUACCUGUAAUAAACAGAGACAAAGCAGCA
Molecule: messenger RNA, 3790 nt
Organism: Salmo salar (Atlantic salmon)
Lineage: Eukaryota; Metazoa; Chordata; Actinopteri; Salmoniformes; Salmonidae
Product: bone morphogenetic protein 2
Cellular component (GO): extracellular region
Molecular function (GO): cytokine activity; growth factor activity
Source: RefSeq, a predicted model, not a curated record